UUAGGGGGGGAAAACAACGGGAUAAUUAAAAUCGUGCGUGCGAUUUUGUGUGCAAAAAAGUGUCGUGUUCCCGUGCUGCGCAACCCACCGCUUUACCGCUCGGAUCACCGGGCAAUCGAGCGUGUGGGCGUGUGAGCCUGGUGGGUUUUGUGCUUGUGUGCGCAAUCGAGUGAAGGGGCUCCGGAAAUGGGCCCAACCAACGGGCUCGUACGUAGGCGCAGGACCUGCCACCGUUAAGUCCUUCACCUUCAUUCCCCGCGACGGUAGCCGGAAAGAAAACCCGUGGUAGAAAGCGCGUGAGAGAGAGAGAGAGUGCGAGAGAAAAAGAAGGAAGGAAAAAGGCCCCGGAACGGAACACUCCCCGAUCACGAUCAAACGCCUCGCAACCGUCCCGGCAAGCGCCUUGUGCGUCCUUUGCCAACGGAAAACCGCGCGGGAAGGGAGAAGCAAAAGCAGCGGGUAAAAAUCGCCAGUAAAGUGCUCCAAAACUGCCCCCUAAACUAAGCAUUCACCUCCCCCCCCCCAACGAGGGUGUCCCUCGAUCAACCGGCGGUGUGGAAAAUCGCAACAACCUCCGCAAAAUCGACAGUCAACCUUCCGGAGAAGCGUGUGGUGCUGCUUGCAGGCUUUUCAUUGAAAAGAAAAAAGAAGAAGAAGAAGAAGAAGAGCAAAAGGUCCUCGCAUCCUGGCAUGGAUGGGCCGCCUGCGUGAGUGUGUGUGUGCGUGUGCGCGCGUGUGUGUGCAUUUCGGUUGUGUCCUUGAAGUGGCAGUGUGCGGUAGAGGCGAGUGAAAAAUUGCCUGCCCGGAAAAUAGCCACAAUCGGCGGGAAAGAAAAUUGAAGCAGAAAAGGAAAAGAAAAGCAAGACCCAAUCGCUCCAUCUCACGCACUCGCUCCGUUAUCCUGCGCGCGUCCUUGCCUGGGCGUAAUUGGGACGGGGAAAAUCGCCUCAUUCCGAAAGGGGCCUAUUCCUGCCAAAAGUAUUGAACGACACACACACACGCGCGCGUGUGUGUGCGUGUGUGGUAGGCAGGGGGGUAGGGGGUGCGGGCAGGGUGCCGCCCUUAACCAGUAGUAGGCGUGCGAACACCCUCGCGAAAACGAAGAAGAAAGAAAGAAAGAAAAAAACACACACACACACACAUGAUGGUCCGCAGGAAGGAAGAUCCUGAGCCGACGGCGGCUGCCACUAGGGGGCGCUGCUGACGCUGGUGGUUUCGUAGAUCGGUUACGCUUCCUUUAGCCGGCCGAGGCAAGCGAGCACGCGCGUACGUGAGUGUGUGUGCGCGUGUGUGUGUGUGCGUGCGAGAAGCAAUUAAAUUAAUAUAACAAAAGGAAAAUAUCAACCCACCCGCCCCCAUAUCCCAACUCUAAGCCAAACGAUAGUUUCCGUGCGGCGGAAGUUCGGCUCUCGGCGGAAAAGAAACACCGUGCGUGUGAAGUUGUGCAUCAGUGUGCGUGUGCGUGCGUGCGUGCGUGCGUGCGUGUGUUUCCAAAGGCCUGUGCGUGUGCGCGGUGGUGGCGCGCGAUGAGCGGCCAGGGGCAGAAACGAUCGCAGGAUUAGCUGGUGAAGCCGCGAGUUAGGUGCGUGGGCGGAAGGCAGAAGAAAAGCGCUCAAAAGGAUCCUUGCGAAGAAACGGAUUCACGCAAGCGACAGAAAGGACAUCCAGCCUUGGGGGGGCUACUUGAACUUGCGAGCAGCGGGAGUUUUCGACGAGUCAAAAGCGCAACGGGCGAGCAUCAAAGAGAAACAACAAGAAGAGAAAAAAAAAGCUCAUCAAGGACAUUUCGUCGCGUCAACCAAGGAUCAAGGACCUCGGCGAUGGCGUACCCGGGGCGGACGAUGGGCACCACCACCGUCCUGCUCGGUCUCGGCAUCGUGCUGUGCGGUCUUCUCGGCAGCGCAUCCGGCUUCCUGUCAUGUUCGCCGUCCCCGUGCAAACAUGGCGGCACGUGUGUGAGCCGCCCGAACGGUGCAUCCUACUGCAACUGUACGUCCCGUUAUACUGGUGAUUUCUGUGACUUCUUGAAUCCAUGCCACACAGCGGCCGGACCACGCUGUCAGAAUGGUGGCACCUGUGAAACCACCUUCCGUGAUGGUGGUCCAUCGUUCUCGUGCCGUUGUCCCAUCGGCUACACCGCGAGCCUGUGCGAGAUACCGGUGAAGAACGCCUGCGACUCAUCACCGUGCAACAACGGUGGCAAUUGUAAGCUGAAGACGCUGGAGGACUACACCUGCAUCUGUGCGACUGGCUAUUCGGGCAAACACUGCGACAAGCAGAAUCUGUGCGCUUCGUCACCGUGCCGGAAUGGAGGCACCUGUAUGCUGUCUCCGAACGGACUCGUCAAGUGCGUCUGCCCGAAGGGCUUCCGAGGCAUGUACUGCGCGGAUGACGUCGACGAGUGCAUAAAGAACCCGUGCGAGAACAACGGCAAGUGCGUCAACACGCACGGCUCAUAUCAGUGUACAUGCGAACCCGGCUUCACGGGCAAGAACUGCGAGUCCGGUUACGUCCCAUGUUCGCCCUCGCCGUGCCAAAAUGGCGGCACCUGCAAGCAAUCGACCAAGUACUCGUACGAAUGCAAAUGUCCACCAGGCUUCCAGGGUAAAAACUGCGAGGAAAACACGGACGACUGCCCGGGCAACCUGUGCCAGAACGGUGGCACCUGCGUGGACGGUAUCAACGCGUACCACUGCAGCUGCCCGUCCAGCUUCACCGGUGAGUUCUGCGAGAACGACGUGGAUGAGUGCGCACUCCGGCCGUCAAUCUGCCAGAAUGGGGCGACCUGCACGAACACGCACGGCAGCUACAACUGCAUCUGCGUGAACGGCUGGAACGGGCCGGAUUGCAGCAACAACAUCGACGAUUGUGUGGACGCGGCGUGCUUUAACGGUGCGACCUGCAUCGACGGUGUCGGCAGCUUCUACUGCCGCUGUACGCCCGGCAAAACGGGUCUGCUCUGCCAUCUGGAUGACGCCUGCACCUCAAAUCCGUGCCACGCGGACGCAAUCUGUGACACGAGCCCGAUCAAUGGUUCGUUCACGUGCUCGUGUGCCGUCGGUUACAAGGGCAUCGACUGCUCGGAGGACAUCGACGAGUGCGAUCAAGGAUCACCGUGCGAGCAUAACGGCAUCUGCGUCAACACGCCCGGUUCGUUUGCCUGCAACUGUUCGCAGGGUUUCACCGGACCGCGGUGCGAAACGAACGUCAACGAGUGCGAGUCACAUCCGUGCCAGAAUCAGGGCAGCUGUCUGGACGAUCCGGGCACUUUCCGUUGCGUUUGCAUGCCAGGCUACACCGGCACCCAGUGCGAGAUCGACAUCGACGAAUGCGCCACAAACCCUUGCCUAAACGGUGGCAUCUGCCGUGACAUGGUGAACUCCUUCAAAUGUACAUGCGCGAUCGGUUUCUCCGGCUUACGGUGCCAGAUCAACAUCGACGACUGUAUGUCACAACCAUGCCGAAACGGGGGCAUCUGCCACGAUUCGAUCGCGGGCUACACCUGCGAAUGUCAGCCAGGCUACACCGGUCUCUCCUGCGAGACGAACAUCAACGACUGCCAAUCAAACCCCUGCCACCGGGGUAACUGCAUCGACGGCGACAACUCGUUCACCUGCCGCUGCCACGAAGGCUACACGGGUUACCUAUGCCAGAUCCAGAUCAACGAAUGCGAAUCCAACCCGUGCCUGUUCGGGGGACACUGCGAGGACCUCGUUGGGGGUUAUAUCUGCCGCUGCCAACCCGGAACGUCCGGCCCAAACUGUGAGGUGAACGUCAACGAAUGCCACAGCAACCCGUGCCGGAAUGGUGCGAAGUGUAUCGAUGGCAUCAACCGGUACACCUGCCAGUGUGUGCCCGGCUACACCGGUUUCCACUGCGAGACGAACAUCAACGAGUGUGCGUCGGAUCCUUGCGCGAACGGUGGCGUUUGUAUGGAUCUCGUGAAUGGAUUCCGGUGCGAGUGUCCCCGCGGGUACUUCGACGCCCGGUGUCUCAGCGAUGUGGACGAAUGCGCCUCAAACCCGUGCAUCAAUGGUGGUCGGUGUGAGGAUGGCGUGAACCAGUUUAUCUGCCACUGCCCGCCAGGAUACGGUGGACGACGGUGUGAGAUCGACAUCGACGAGUGUGGCUCCAACCCGUGCCAACACGGUGGCAUCUGCCGGGAUGGGCUGAACGCGUACGCCUGCCAGUGUAUGCCGGGCUACACCGGCCGCAACUGUGAGGUGAACAUCGACGAUUGUGUGGCGAAUCCCUGCCGCAAUGGUGGCUCUUGCAUCGAUCUCGUGAACGGGUACAAGUGCGUCUGCCGCGGUCCAUUCACCGGGCGCGAUUGCGAGUCAAAGAUGGAUCCCUGCCAACCAAACCGGUGCCGGAAUGGGGCAAAGUGUUCACCAAGCCCCAACUAUCUGGAUUUUGCGUGCUCCUGCACACUCGGCUACACCGGGCGGCUGUGCGAUGAGGACAUCAACGAGUGUGCGCUUUCGUCACCCUGCCGGCAUGGAGCAACGUGCCGGAAUACGAACGGCUCGUACCACUGCAUCUGCGCGAAAGGCUACGAAGGGCGCGAUUGCACGAUCAACACCGACGAUUGUGCGUCCUUCCCGUGCCAGAACGGUGGAACCUGCCUGGAUGGGAUCGGUGACUACACCUGCCUGUGCGUGGACGGCUUCGAGGGCAAACACUGCGAGGUGGACGUCAACGAAUGUCUCUCGAUGCCGUGCCAGAAUGGGGCGACCUGCAACCAGUACGUGAACUCGUACACCUGCACCUGCCCGCUCGGGUUCAGCGGCAUCAACUGCCAGACGAACGACGAGGACUGCACGGAAAGCUCGUGCAUGAACGGUGGCACGUGCGUGGACGGGAUCAACGCGUACAACUGCUCCUGCGAGACCGGCUACACCGGCUCGAACUGCCAGUAUCGCAUCAACAAGUGCGACUCGCAACCGUGCCGGAAUGGGGCGACCUGCCACGAUUACGAGAGCGACUACACCUGCCACUGUUCGUACGGGUACACCGGCAAGCAGUGUCUCGAUUUCGUCGACUGGUGUGCGCAGAAUCCGUGCGAGAAUGGUGCGACCUGCGCGCAGCAGGACAACACGUACCAGUGCGCGUGCGCCGCCGGCUGGACCGGGAAGCUGUGUGAUGUCGAGAUGGUGUCCUGCAAGGAUGCCGCCACCCGGAAGGGUGUGGAUGUGCGCACGCUCUGCCACAACGGGACGUGCGAGGACUUUGGCAACUCGCACCGGUGUAGGUGCGCGCGAGGAUACACCGGUUCGUACUGUCACGCCGAGAUCAACGAGUGUGAAUCGCAACCGUGCCGGAAUGGUGGGACAUGCAAGAACCUGCUCGGUUCGUACCGGUGCCAGUGCCGGACCGGGUUUCAGGGGCAAAAUUGUGAGCUCAACAUCGACGAGUGUAAACCGAACCCCUGCCGGAAUGGUGGCAUCUGUCAUGAUCUCGUGAACGGGUACAAAUGCUCCUGCCCGCCUGGGACGAUUGGUGUGCUGUGCGAGAUCAACACGGACGAUUGUACGCCGGGAGCGUGCCACAAUAAUGGAAGCUGCGUGGAUAAGGUGGGCGGUUUUGAGUGCCGAUGUCCACCCGGGUUCGUUGGUGCCCGGUGUGAGGGUGACAUCAACGAGUGUCUCUCGAAUCCUUGCUCCAACCCAGGCACGCUCGAUUGCGUGCAGCUUGUGAACGAUUACCACUGCAACUGCAAGCCCGGGCACAUGGGGCGCCAUUGCGAGGUGAAGGUGGACUUUUGCGCCAACAGCCCGUGCCUGAAUGGUGGCCAGUGUUCGACGCGCCAGUCGGGCCAUCACUGCGUGUGCGCUGAUGGGUACUACGGCAAGAACUGCGAGUUCAGUGGGCACGAUUGUGACUCGAACCCGUGCGUGAACGGGCUCUGCCAGAUCGCGGAUGAUGGUGGGUAUCGGUGCGAUUGCCCGCUCGGUACGAGCGGCGUCAACUGCGAGCUGGACAUCCUCGACGAGUGUGCGUCCGGUCCGUGCGAGAAAGGUGCACCCUGCCAGAACAAGCUCGGUGACUUCGAGUGUCUCUGCCCACCGAAAUGGAGCGGCCGGACGUGUGGUACGUACGAUCCGCACUACCACGGUUGGUACGAUACGACCCAGCAGCAACAGCAGCGUCCCCACAAGCACGGUGGUGCCGCCCUCCCGAACAUCUACGCGAUCGAUCUCGAGUACCAGCGGGCGCAGUGCGUGAAGAAAGGCUGCCGAGAGAAGCAGGGCAACCACCGGUGCGAUGAGGAAUGCAACACGUACGCGUGCGAUUUCGAUGGCAACGAUUGCUCGCUUGGGAUCAACCCGUGGAUGAACUGCACCGCGAGCAUCAACUGCUGGGAGGUGUUCCAGGAUAGGUUCUGCAACGAGGAGUGCAACAACGCGGCCUGCCUGUUUGAUGGGCGCGACUGCGAGAAGGCACUGCAACCGUGCAACCCGAUCUACGACGCGUACUGCCAGAAGCACUACGCGAACGGGUUCUGCGAUUACGGGUGCAACAACGCGGAAUGCAACUGGGAUGGGUUGGACUGCGAGAAUCAGAAGGAACCGGCGCAGCUAGCGGAGGGUGCCAUCUCCAUCAUACUGCUCAUGGACGCGGACACGUUCCGCGCGAAUGCGAUCCAGUUUCUGCGCGAUCUUGGCCACCAGCUGCGGACGACGGUGCGGAUCAAGAAGAGCGCCACCGGAAGUGAGAUGAUCUUCCCGUGGAAAGGUGGUACCGCGCUGCAGGGCCUCACGGAUAGCGAGUUUGGGCGGAAGCAUCACGUCGUGUACACCGAGACGCGCCAGGUCGGCAUCCAGGUGUACCUGGAGCUUGACAACCGGAAGUGCAUCGGUAUGAGCGGUGCGGAGUGCUUUGGGAGUGCGAAUGAGGCGGCCGAAUUUUUGGCCGCCACCGCCUCCAAACACUCACUCUCGAAGCAGUUCCCGAUCUACCAGGUGAAGGGCGUCAAUCCGGACGAUGAUGGGUUGCCGGGUGCGACCAACGUGAACUACGUGCUGUUUGGGUUCUUCGGGCUGAUUGGGCUGGUGUUUUGUGCCGUGCUGGUGGUGAACCGAAAGCGUGCCCACGGUAUCACCUGGUUCCCGGAGGGUUUCUUCACCGCCAACACGAACGUCCGGCGACCGUCGAGGCGACGUCCGGAUGGUCAGGAGAUGCGCAAUCUCAACAAGAACCCCUCGAUGGUGGAUAUGGUCGCGAUCGGUGCGCAUGGUAGUGCCGGUGGUGGUGGUGGGCACGUGACGGGAAUGAUGGGCCACGCACCGCAGUGGUGCAACAGCGACGAUGAGUCGGAGAUGCCCACGGCCAGGAAGCGGAUGCGUGCGAUCGACCAGGGGUACGCGAGUGAUCAUACCGCGAUCACGGACUACGAGGAGACGGAACCUCGCGUUUGGGCUCAGCAGCACUUUGAAGCGGCAGACAUUCGGGAUCAUCCGGCGAUGAUGACACCACCGACACACCAUGAUGGGGAUGUGCGGGAUGUGGACGUGCGAGGUCCGUGCGGUAUGACCCCACUCAUGGUGGCGGCCGUACGCGGCGGUGGAUUGGAUUCCGGCGAAGACAUCGACUCGACGGAUGACUCGGCGGCUCAAAUCAUCUCCGAGCUCGUCGCGCAGGGUGCUGAGUUAAACGCGACGAUGGACAAAACCGGCGAAACGUCGCUACAUCUCGCGGCUCGGUACGCACGUGCGGACGCCGCCAAGCGCUUGCUCGAUGCGGGCGCGGAAGCAAACAGCCAGGAUAACACCGGACGCACGCCGUUACACGCGGCCGUCGCCGCGGACGCGAUGGGAGUGUUCCAGAUUUUACUGCGCAAUCGUGCGACGAAUCUAAACGCGCGCAUGCACGACGGCACGACUCCGCUCAUCCUGGCCGCGCGGCUCGCCAUCGAGGGUAUGGUGGAGGACCUCAUCACCGCCGAUGCGGACAUUAAUGCGGCGGAUAACAGUGGCAAAACCGCACUCCACUGGGCGUCCGCCGUUAACAACGUGGACGCGGUCAACAUUCUGCUCACGCACGGUGCGAACCGGGACGCGCAGGACGAUAAGGACGAAACGCCACUGUUUCUGGCGGCCCGCGAGGGUUCGUUUGAGGCGUGCAAAGCGCUGCUCGAUAACUUCGCGAACCGCGACAUCACCGACCACAUGGAUCGGUUGCCGCGAGAUGUCGCUAGUGAGCGGCUCCAUCAUGAUAUCGUCCGUUUGCUCGAUGAGCACGUGCCACGUUCACCGCAGAUGGUCACCACUUUGCCCGCUGGUGCCGCUGGCAGUGCGGCCGGUGGUGCCGCCGGCGGCGGUGGUGGUGGGGGUGGUGGGGGUGGCAUCAUGUCACCAACCCACGCCCAUCUCAUCACCCACCCAACGAUCAUCGCGUCGGCGAAGCAAAGCAAACAGAAAAAGCAACGCCAGCAGAAGAUGAACGGUGGUUCCGGUUCUUCCGCCAACUCCGUGGCAGCUCAGGCGGCCGCUGCUCAAGCAGCUGCAGCACAAGCGGCACAAGCGGCAGCAGCGGCAGCCGCAGCAGCAGCCGUUGCCGCCAACAUGGGCAGUUUGGGUGGGUUAGGAAUGGGUCAAAACCCAACCAGCCCGCAGGAUGCCGGAUGUGAGCUCGUACCGGGCAGCAUGCGCCGGAAGGCGGUGGCCAAGAAGGGUGCGGGUAGUGCGGCCGGUAAGAAACCACCGGCGGCUGGUGGUGGUGGGCUCACCGAUCUCGGACUGGCGGAUGAUCAGCUCAGCUCGGUGGAGUCACCGCUGGCCAAUCUCAACAGCCCGUACGACUCGGUUAGUCUCUACUCGAACGCGCUGACCGUCCACCAGCUGGACGCGAUCAGCCCGAACGGGGGAACCGGUGGGGGUACCGGUGUUGGAGGUGGUAAUGGCAUGAUGCCAAAGAAACCACCCAGCUAUGAAGACUGCAUAAAGAGCGCACAAUCGAUGCAAUCACUGCACAACAUCCAGCUGGACAACUACGGCUACUCGCUCGGUAGUAACGUCGGUGGUGGUGGAAACCAGUUCUCGGAUCUACUCAUGGGACAGCAGCGCACGCUCGCUGGUGGUGGUGGAACCGGUGGUGGUGGUGGUGGUGUGGGAUCACUCACAACGAAUGCCGGAAAUGGGCUUGGACAGGCGAAUCUGAUGCACACGGCGAUGCAUACGAUGGGUGAAAGUGGUCUCAGUCCGCCUUACUCCAAUCAAUCGCCACCUCACUCGGUUCAGAGCAACAUGGCGCUUUCACCUCAAGGCUAUAUAGUGUCUCCUGAUCACAACGCCUUUGCAGGUUCUCCUUCGCCCGCCAAAACGCGCCCCAGCCUGCCGACCUCGCCGACACACAUCCAGGCGAUGCGGCACGCUCAGCAGCAGAAGCACAACAUACAGAUGAUCUCCAGCGCCAACCUCCAGCAGCAGCAGCAACAACAGCAGCAGCAGCAGCAACAGCAGCAGAGUGGAAACAACCUCGGCUGCAAUGGUGGAGGCCAACAGCAGCAGCUGGGUGGUGGGCUGAGCGGUAGCGCUGGUGGUAAUGGCACCAACAACACCCCCACCAACAGUGCAAUGCUGGCCGGUCUGCAGAUGAACUUCGUCAACGGAUCCAGCGGUCUCGAGCUGGCUGGAUUCUGCAGUCCAACGGGUCAAGGAUCUCAAGCAUCGACCUCACAGAACACGACCAGCACGACAAGCACCGCGAUGACGGUCGCCUCGGCACAUCUGUCGCCUUUAAGCCAACAGCAACAGCAGCAGGUGUUGGCGAUGGUCGCUCAGCAGCAAGCGCAGCUGAACAGUCAACAGCAGCAGCAGCAACAGCAGCAGCAACAACACCAGGCACACCAUCAACUGCAACAGCAACAGUUGCAGCAACAGCAGCAGCAACAGCAGCAGCAGCAACAACAGCAGCAGCAGCAGCAGCAGCAACCGCAGCAAGCGCAGCAGCAACAAUCGUCCUUCUACCAAUAUCUAACACCACCGAGCCAGCACAGUGGUGGUGUGACACCGCAACACCUGGUGCAAACGCUCGACAGCUACCCGACGCCAUCGCCGGAAUCUCCCGGCCACUGGUCAAGUUCCUCGCCACACUCGACGUCCGAUUGGUCCGAGGGUGUGCAGUCACCGGCGAACAACGUGUACGUGACGAGUGCGGCCGGUCACCAGGCCAACAAGGGCUCGGAGGCGAUCUACAUCUGAACUGGCGCAACUGCACUCCGAAUGAAGCUAUAGGUUUAGAGGCGCGUGUGAACGGCGAUGGUCGAACGAAC
This is a messenger RNA of Anopheles nili, 10273 nucleotides long. It is a transcript of the gene N, whose product is annotated as neurogenic locus Notch protein. Gene Ontology annotation, molecular function: calcium ion binding; Notch binding. Gene Ontology annotation, cellular component: membrane. Bases 1821 to 10202 code for a protein of 2793 amino acids. The transcript has 11 exons. Gene Ontology annotation, biological process: multicellular organism development; regulation of developmental process; Notch signaling pathway. The record is from RefSeq and is a predicted model, not a curated record. NCBI's taxonomy places the organism in Eukaryota, Metazoa, Arthropoda, Insecta, Diptera, Culicidae.